AACAUUGUCAGUCUGCUUUCCUCAACAAACAGCUUACGUGUAAUUAAAAGGGAUUACACUUGGAAGGGGGAAACCAGCCUUUAAUCCCCUGAGAAGGACACAGCAGCCUGAGCUGGAGGUGAUCUGAGCAGCCUUUCUGUGCACUGCUGUCCGUACCUCGACAGAGGCUCCUAUGAUCAUCUGCUCGUGUGGUGGGCUCCAGCAUGGGCUUCUUGAGACAGAUCCAGCUUUUGCUCUGGAAGAAUUGGACCCUGAGAAAAAGGCAAAAGAUUCGCCUUGUGGUAGAACUCGUAUGGCCUUUAUCUUUAUUUCUGAUCUUGAUCUGGUUAAGGAAUGUCAACCCACUCUACAGGCAACAUGAAUGCCAUUUUCCCAACAAGGCGAUGCCCUCAGCAGGAAUGUUGCCAUGGCUCCAGGGGAUUUUCUGCAAUGUGAACAAUCCUUGUUUUCAAAAUCCCACCCCAGGAGAAUCGCCAGGAAUUGUGUCAAACUAUAACAACUCCAUUUUGGCGAGGGUCUAUCGAGAUUUUCAAGAACUCCUCAUGGAUGCACCAGAGAGCCAACCCCUUGGCCAUGUUUGGACAGACCUCCAGACCUUGUCCCAACUCAUCAACACCUUCCGGACUCACCCUGAGAGAAUCGCAGGAAGAGGAAUACGAAUUCGGGACAUUCUAAAAGAUGAAGAAACACUGACCCUAUUUCUCAUGAAAAACAUUGGCUUGUCUGACUCAGUUGUCCACCUUCUGAUCAACUCCCAAGUCCGUCCAGAACAGUUUGCUCAUGGAGUCCCAGAUCUGUUGCUGAAAGACAUUGCCUGCAGUGAGGCCCUCCUAGAGCGCUUUGUAAUCUUCAGCCAGCGCCGCGGAGCACAGGCAGUGCGUGAGGCCAUAUGCUCCCUCUCCCAGGGCACCCUACAGUGGAUGGAAGACACUCUGUAUGCCAAUGUGGACUUCCUGAAGCUCUUCCGGGUGCUUCCCACACUCCUGGACAGUAGUUCUCCAGGUAUCAAUCUGAGAUCCUGGGGAAGAAUAAUAUCUGAUAUGUCAACAAGAAUUCAAGAGUUCAUCCAUCGACCAAGUGUUCAAGACUUGAGGUGGGCAACCAGGCCCCUCCUGCAGACUGGUGGUCCAGAGACCUUCACACAGCUGGUGGGCAUCCUGUCGGACCUCUUGUGUGGCUACCCAGAGGGAGGAGGCUCUCGGGUGUUCUCCUUCAACUGGUAUGAAGACAAUAACUACAAGGCCUUCCUGGGGAUUGACUCCACAAGGAAAGAUCCUAUCUAUUCUUAUGACAAGAGAACAACAAUCUUUUGUAACGCAUUGAUCCAGAGCCUGGAGUCAAACCCUCUAACCAAAAUAGCCUGGAGGGCAGCAAAGCCUUUGCUGAUGGGAAAAAUCCUCUUUACUCCAGAUUCCCCUGCAGCACGCAGGAUACUGAAGAAUGCCAACUCCACUUUUGAAGAGCUGGAGCGUGUUAGGAAAUUGGUCAAGACCUGGGAAGAAGUAGGGCCCCAGGACACCUUGGCGAACCCAGCAGUAAAAGCCUUUCUGAAAAGGCAGCUUGGUGAAGAAGGCAUUACUGCAGAUGCCAUGCUGGACUUCCUGAAUACGGGUCCUCGAGAGAGCAGGGCCAGCGACAUGGCCAGCUUUGACUGGAGGGACAUAUUUAACGUCACUGAUCGCACCCUACGCCUGGCUAAUAAAUACCUGGAGUGUUUGAUCCUGGAUAAGUUUGAAAGCUAUGAUGAUGAAAUUCAGCUCACCCAACGAGCCCUGUCUCUCCUGGAGGAAAACAGGUUCUGGGCUGGUGUGGUGUUUCCUGACAUGUACCCCUGGACCAGCUCCCUACCACCCCAUGUGAAGUACAAGAUCCGGAUGGAUAUAGAUGUGAUGGAGAAAACCAAUAAGAUCAAAGACAGGUACUGGGAUUCUGGUCCCAGAGCUGAUCCCGUGGAAGAUUUCCGAUACAUCUGGGGAGGGUUUGCCUAUUUGCAGGACAUGGUUGAACAGGGCAUCACAAGGAGUCAGGCUCAGGCUGAAGUUCCAGUUGGAAUCUAUCUCCAGCAGAUGCCUUACCCCUGCUUCGUGGAUGACUCUUUUAUGAUCAUUCUGAACCGCUGUUUCCCUAUCUUCAUGGUGUUGGCUUGGAUCUACUCUGUCUCCAUGACUGUAAAGAGCAUUGUCUUGGAGAAGGAGUUGAGACUGAAGGAGACCUUGAAAAAUCAGGGUGUUUCCAAUGCAGUGAUUUGGUGCACCUGGUUUUUGGACAGCUUCUCUAUCAUGUCAAUGAGCAUCUUCCUCCUAACCAUAUUCAUCACGCAUGGAAGAAUCCUUCAUUAUAGCAAUCCAUUCAUCCUCUUCCUGUUCCUGUUGGCUUUCUCCACUGCUACAAUCAUGCAGUGCUUCCUGCUCAGCACCUUCUUUUCCAAAGCCAGCCUUGCAGCAGCCUGCAGUGGUGUCAUCUACUUCACCCUCUACCUGCCGCACAUUCUCUGCUUUGCCUGGCAGGAUCAAAUGACAGCUGACCUGAAGAUGGCUGUGAGCCUGCUGUCUCCUGUGGCGUUGGGAUUUGGCACUGAGUACCUGGUUCGCUUUGAGGAGCAAGGCCUGGGGCUGCAGUGGAGCAAUAUCGGGAAGAGUCCCAUGGAAGGGGAUGAUUUCAGUUUCCUGAUGUCGGUGAAGAUGAUGCUCCUUGAUGCUGCUCUCUAUGGCCUGCUUGCCUGGUACCUUGACCAGGUGUUUCCAGGGGACUAUGGCACCCCACUUCCUUGGUACUUUCUUCUACAAGAGUCCUAUUGGCUUGGUGGUGAAGGGUGUUCAACCAGAGAAGAACGAGCCCUGGAAAGGACUGAACCCAUAACAGAGGAAAUGGAGGACCCGGAGCACCCAGAAGGAAUGAAUGACUCCUUCUUCGAACAUGAGCUUCCAGGCUUGGUCCCUGGGGUAUGUGUAAAGAAUCUGGUAAAGAUCUUUGAACCUUAUAGUAGGCCGGCUGUAGACCGUCUUAACAUUAGCUUCUACGAGAACCAGAUCACCGCAUUGCUGGGCCACAAUGGAGCAGGGAAAACCACCACCUUGUCUGUCCUGACGGGUCUGCUGCCCCCUACAUCAGGGACAGUGCUCAUUGGGGGAAAGGACAUUGAGACCAGCCUGAAUGCAGUCCGGCAGAGCCUCGGCAUGUGCCCACAGCACAACAUACUGUUCCAUCACCUCACAGUGGCUGAGCACAUCCUGUUCUAUGCUCAGCUGAAAGGCAAGUCCUGGGAGGAGGCUCGGCUGCAGAUGGAAGCUGUGUUGGAGGACACAGGCCUCCACCACAAGAGGAACGAAGAAGCUCAGGAUCUAUCAGGUGGCAUGCAGAGAAAGUUGUCUGUCGCCAUUGCCUUUGUGGGAGAUGCUAAGGUGGUUGUUCUGGAUGAGCCCACCUCUGGGGUGGACCCCUACUCGAGACGCUCAAUCUGGGACAUGCUCCUAAAGUAUCGCUCAGGCAGAACCAUCAUCAUGUCGACUCACCACAUGGAUGAGGCUGACCUCCUUGGGGACCGCAUCGCCAUCAUUUCCCAGGGACGGCUCUACUGCUCGGGCACCCCGCUCUUCCUGAAGAACUGCUUUGGCACGGGCUUCUACUUAAGGCUGGUGCGCAAGAUGAAGGACAUCCAGAGCCAAAGGAGAGGCUGUGAGGGGACCUGCAGCUGCACCACUAACGGUUUCUCGGUGAGGUGUCCAGCCCAUGUAGAUGAGCUAAUUCCAGAGCAAGUCUUGGAUGGGGAUGUGAAUGAGCUGAUAGAUAUGGUUCACCACCAUGUCCCUGAGGCAAAACUAGUGGAAUGCAUUGGUCAGGAACUUAUCUUCCUUCUUCCAAAUAAGAAUUUCAAGCAGAGAGCAUAUGCCAGCCUUUUCAGAGAGCUGGAGGAGACGCUGGCUGACAUGGGGCUCAGCAGUUUCGGAAUUUCUGACACUCCCCUGGAAGAGAUUUUUCUGAAGGUCACGGGGGAUUCUGACUCAGGAACUCUGUUUGCUGGUGGCACUCAGCAGAACAAAGACAACGUCAGCCUCCGACACUCCUGUUUGGGUCCUCGGGAGAAGGCCAGCGAGCACCCCCGGGGCUCCGCCAGGGAGCCGGCCGCUCACCAGGAGGGCCAGCCCUCCCCACACGGGCGCGGCCAGCGGCUCCACACGGGCGCGCGGCUCCUCGUCCAGCACGUGCAGGCGCUGCUGGUGAAGCGCUUCCACCACACCGCCCGCAGCCGCAAGGACUUCCUGGCCCAGAUUGUGCUUCCAGCCACUUUUGUGUUUUGGGCUCUGAUGCUUUCCAUCAUCAUCCCUCCAUUUGGUGAAUAUCCCGCCUUGACCCUUCACCCCUGGAUAUAUGGGCAGCAGUACACCUUCUUCAGCAUGGACCAGCCAGGCAGUGAGCAGCUCGCGGCACUUGCAGAUGUCCUCCUGAACAAGCCUGGCUUUGGCAACCGCUGCCUGAAGGAAGAGUGGCUUCUGGAGUACCCCUGUGGCAAUUCAACCCCCUGGAAGACUCCUUCCGUGUCCCCAAAUGUCACCCACCUGUUCCAGAAGCAGAAUUGGACGGCAGACAACCCCUCGCCUUCCUGCAGGUGCAGCAGCCGGGAGAAGCUCACCAUGCUCCCUGAGUGCCCUGAGGGCGCAGGGGGGCUCCCACCCCCACAGAGAACCCAGCGCAGCACUGAGAUCCUACAAGACCUCACGGGCAGGAACGUCUCGGACUUCUUGGUGAAAACGUAUCCUGCUCUUAUACGAAGCAGCUUAAAAAGCAAAUUCUGGGUCAACGAACAGAGAUAUGGAGGCAUUUCCAUCGGAGGAAAGCUGCCAGGCCUCCCCAUCACUGGGGAAGCACUUAUUGGAUUUUUAAGCGACCUUGGCCAGAUAAUGAAUGUGAGCGGGGGCCCCAUGACCAGAGAGGCCUCUAAAGAAAUGUCUGCGUUCCUUAAACAUCUAGAAACUGAAGACAACAUUAAGGUGUGGUUUAACAACAAGGGCUGGCAUGCCCUGGUCAGCUUUCUCAACGUGGCCCACAACGCUGUCCUACGGGCCAGCCUGCAUGGGGACAGGGACCCAGAGGAGUACGGCAUCACCGUCAUAAGCCAGCCCCUGAACCUGACGAAGGAGCAGCUCUCUGAGAUCACAGUGCUGACCUCUUCGGUGGAUGCUAUGGUUGCCAUCUGCGUGAUUUUUGCCAUGUCCUUCGUCCCAGCCAGCUUCGUCCUUUAUUUGAUCCAGGAGAGGGUGAAGAAAGCCAAGCACCUCCAGUUUGUCAGUGGAGUGAGCCCCACCACCUACUGGCUCACCAACUUCCUCUGGGACAUGAUGAAUUACACUGUGAGCGUGGCACUGGUGGUGGGCAUCUUCAUGGGGUUUCAGAAGAAAGCCUAUACUUCUCCAAACAAUCUUCCUGCCCUUGUUGCACUACUCAUGCUGUAUGGAUGGGCAGUCAUCCCCAUGAUGUACCCCGCAUCCUUCCUGUUUGAUGUCCCCAGCACAGCCUACGUGGCCUUGUCUUGUGCCAAUUUGUUCAUCGGUGUCAACAGCAGUGCCAUCACCUUCAUCCUGGACUUGUUUGAGGACAACAAGACGCUGCUCAGGUUCAAUGCCAUGCUGAGGAAGCUGCUCGUUAUCUUCCCCCACUUCUGCCUGGGCCGUGGCCUCAUUGACCUGGCGCUGAGCCAGGCCGUGACAGACGUCUAUGCCCGUUUUGGUGAGGAGCACUCUUCGAAUCCAUUCCAGUGGGAGCUGAUUGGGAAGAACCUGGCGGCCAUGGCGGUGGAAGGGGUGGUGUACCUUCUCCUGACCCUGCUCUUCCAGCACCACUUCUUCCUCACCCGCUGGAUCGCCGUGACCACUAAGGAGCCCAUCAUAGAUGAAGAUGAUGAUGUGGCUGAAGAAAGACAAAGAAUUCUUAGUGGGGGAAACAAAACUGAUAUUUUAAGCCUUAAUGAACUGACCAAGAUUUAUUCCAGCACCUCUAGCCCAGCAGUGGACAGGCUGUGCGUUGGAGUCCGCCCUGGAGAGUGCUUUGGCCUCCUGGGAGUGAAUGGAGCUGGCAAAACAACCACAUUCAGGAUGCUCACUGGGGACACCACGGUGACCUCAGGCGAUGCCACUGUAGGAGGCAAGAGCAUUUUAACCAAUAUUUCUGACGUCCAUCAAAGUAUGGGCUACUGUCCUCAGUCUGAUGCAGUUGAUGACCUGCUCACGGGUCGAGAGAAUCUUUAUCUUUAUGCCCGGCUUCGAGGUGUACCAGGAGAAGAAAUCGAGAGGGUGGCAAACUGGAGUAUUCAGAGCCUGGGCCUGUCUCUUUAUGCAGACUGCCUGGCUGGCACCUACAGUGGAGGCAACAAGCGGAAACUCUCCACAGCCAUUGCGCUUAUAGGCUGCCCACCACUGGUGCUGCUGGAUGAGCCCACCACAGGCAUGGACCCCCAGGCGCGGCGCAUGUUGUGGAACACCAUCGUGAGCAUCAUCAGAGAAGGGAGAGCUGUGGUCCUCACAUCCCACAGCAUGGAAGAAUGUGAGGCCCUGUGCACUCGGCUGGCCAUCAUGGUGAAGGGUGCCUUUCAAUGUCUGGGCACCAUUCAGCACCUCAAGUACAAGUUUGGAGAUGGCUACAUUGUCACGAUGAAAAUCAAAUCCCCAAAGGAUGACUUGCUUCCUGACCUGAAUCCCGUGGAGCAGUUCUUCCAGGGGAAUUUCCCAGGCAGUGUGCAGAGGGAGAGACACUACAACAUGCUCCAGUUUCAGGUCUCCUCCUCCUCCCUGGCCAGGAUCUUCCAGCUGCUCAUCUCCCACAAGGACAGCCUGCUCAUCGAGGAGUACUCGGUCACACAGACCACGCUGGACCAGGUAUUUGUGAACUUUGCUAAACAGCAGACUGAAACCCACGACCUCCCUUUACACCCUCGAGCUGCUGGAGUCAGUUGACAAGCCAAGGUCUGAUAUGCCCUGGUGCUCCUCACUGCAGCUGGAAAGGAGCUCUGGGCUGCUGGAAGUGCAGGAGGGCUCGCCAGAUGGUCAUCUGAUCAGCAGCCAGCCUAAGUAAUCCCUGGGCAGCAGAACACAUGCAUGUGCUGCAUAACAAACUCCAAAGGGGACUCUUUCAGAAGCAAACCAAAACUGACCUGCUUACCUGGAACAUCUGAUGGCAAAACUGACCCAGCCAAACAUAUACAACACCUUUCUCAUCCAGACCACAGAAGUAGAAAUUAUACCAGUAGAAGGCGCAUCCUACUAGUAGCUUGGACUUCAAUAUUGCUCUAGUUUCAAGUGGAUCUGCUUUUCUCUGCAUGUAUAUAUGUGUAUUAUUUUUAAGGAGAAAAUAAAACGUAAAUGUACUGAUCACAAACUA
Manis javanica (Malayan pangolin) is the source of this 7371-nucleotide messenger RNA. It is a transcript of the gene ABCA4, whose product is annotated as ATP binding cassette subfamily A member 4. Gene Ontology annotation, cellular component: intracellular membrane-bounded organelle; plasma membrane. Lineage: Eukaryota; Metazoa; Chordata; Mammalia; Pholidota; Manidae. Gene Ontology annotation, molecular function: lipid carrier activity; ABC-type transporter activity; ATP hydrolysis activity. Gene Ontology annotation, biological process: transmembrane transport; lipid transport; visual perception. The record is from RefSeq and is a predicted model, not a curated record.